Microsporum canis CBS 113480 is the source of this 1665-nucleotide messenger RNA. RefSeq names its product amino acid transporter. Gene Ontology annotation, cellular component: membrane. NCBI's taxonomy places the organism in Eukaryota, Fungi, Ascomycota, Eurotiomycetes, Onygenales, Arthrodermataceae. The transcript is spliced from 5 exons. The coding region runs from base 1 to 1665 and encodes 554 amino acids. Gene Ontology annotation, biological process: amino acid transmembrane transport. The record is from RefSeq and is a predicted model, not a curated record. Gene Ontology annotation, molecular function: amino acid transmembrane transporter activity.
AUGGACGAGAAGACGGAGAUGGCUCCGGCCUACGACCAUCACCCUCACAAGGCCGUCGAUGUCAAGAAUGCCGCGUACGGAGAGGCUGCUGACCUGUACGGCGAUGCUGAAGCUGCCGAACGAUACGGUUAUGUCUCCAGAGGAUUGAAAUCUCGACACAUCCAGUUCAUCGCUCUCGGUGGAACUAUCGGCACUGGUCUCUUCCUGGGUAUCGGACGAGCUCUCACCCAGGGUGGUCCGCUCUCUCUGCUCAUCGGCUACACCUUCGUUGGUCUCGCCAUCUUCGCAAUGAUGAUGUCCCUUGGUGAAAUGGCUACCUGGCUUCCGCUCCCCGGUGCGAUCCCGCAAUUCUGCGCCAGAUACGUCGACGACUCUGUCGGUUUCGCCGUCGGUUGGAACCUCUGGUAUCAAUGUUCGAUCACUCUCUGUGUCGAGAUCUCUGCCGCCGCCGUCAUCAUCCAGUACUGGCCCGGUGCGCGGGACAUCAACGUCGCAGCAUGGAUCGGUCUCGUCAUCGUCAUCAUCGUCUUCCUCAACGUCUGGGCCGUCUCCGUCUACGGUGAGGCCGAAUUCAUCUUCGCCAGUAUCAAGAUCAUCACCAUCGUCGGCCUGCUUAUCCUGGCCCUGGUCAUCGACCUCGGUGGCAGCCCUACCCAUGACCGCAUCGGAUUCAGAUACUGGAAGAACCCCGGUGCGAUGAACCAGUACUUUGGCACCGGCGACAAAGGCCGCUUCCUCGGUUUCUUCUCCACCCUCGUCAACGCUGCCUUCUCCUUCGGUGGUGUCGAGUCUGUCGCCUGUGCUGCCGGUGAGGCUGAGAACCCGCGCAAGAACAUCCCAAAGGCCGUCAAGCGUGUCUUCUGGCGUAUCCUCUUCUUCUAUGUCCUCGGUGCUCUCUUCCUCGGCAUGCUUGUUCCAUUCAACGACAAGAACCUGCUCACGGCCCAGAAGAACAAUGACCCCGGUGCGGCUGCCUCUCCAUGGGUCAUUGCCAUCCAGCGUGCCUCUAUCCCGGUCCUUCCAUCCAUCAUCAACGCCGUCAUUCUCACCUCCGCCACCUCCUCCGGAAACGCCUUCUUGUACACCGGAAGCAGAUACCUCUACGGCCUCGCCCAGAACAGACAGGCUCCCCGUUUCCUCCUGCAUUGUACCAAGCAGGGUGUCCCAAUCUAUGCCGUCGGUGUGACUGCCUCCAUCUCUCUCCUCACCUUCAUGGCCUCCACCACCGGCUCUGCUCAGGUCUUCAUCUGGUUCCAGAACCUCACCACCAUUGCCUCCCUCUUCAACUGGGUCAGCGUUCUGGUUGCGUACAUCCGCUUCCACGCCGCCCUCCAGGCCCAGGGUGUCGACCGCAACACUCUCAUCCUUAAGUCCCCAUUCCAGCCUUACCUCGCCUGGGUCGCCCUCAUCUUCUUCUCCAUCAUCAUCUUCUUCAACGGCUUCGACACCUUCAGACCCUUUAAAUUCCAGUCCUUCUUCACCGCCUACAUCGGUAUCGCCGUCUACUUCGGUCUUCUCAUCUUCUGGAAAGUUUUCAAGAGAACCAGAUGGAUUCCAUCCGCCGAGGCUGACAUCUUCACCGGCAAGGCCGCCAUGGACGCCGUCGAGUGGCCAGAGCAGAUCCCAAGAAACGUCAUCGAGAAGAUAUGGUUCUGGAUCGCGUAG